AUGGAAGUGGAAGAUGAAGCGGCGGCAACCGCCAAAGCCAGUGUUGACGCUGGGCCCAAGAAAAGGGGACGCAAGCCCAAGUCAAAGUCCAGAUCAAGUGCAGCAAUUGAAGGACUUCCCAAGGGCAAGAGGACGAGAAGGAGCAAGCUGCAGAAGAAGGACAGCGAGUAUCUCUACGAGUUCGAGGACACCGACACAGAGGAGGACCAGGCGGCACAGGACACCUCGGGCGACGGAGACCGCAACUACCACGCCAACUCUGACAGCGGCAGUGAUUCUGAUGCAUCAACGAAGGAAUCUGGCGCGGUGCCCGUCGAGAUUGCCGCGCCGCCGCCGCCGCCUCCACCCGCGGCUGCGUCCAGCCCAGCACCAGUCGUCAGUGCUGCAGCCGUCGCUGUAGUGGCCAGCCCCACCGAGUCCAAGUCGCCGUCCGCCACCCACCGGUGCAACCAGUGUCAUGCCCAUAAUUCGCUGAAGACCUGCCCGCGUGGCUACUGCUCGUGGUGCUGCAAACACUCGGACGAGGGUCCUUGCACCGCCCACGACAGGAGCAAGCGGAAGAGGGAAUCGCCAGCAGAGGCAACAACGACGACGGUGGCAGCGGCGCCUCCUGCGACAGCGCCGGCGACGGCAAAGGAGACCACCACGACCACCACAGCCACCACAGCCGCGGCUGGAGCCAAACCAACACCUCCUCUGAAGCGAGGGCGGGGCCGGCCUCGGAAGAACCCCUUGCCGCCCGCGCCCGCACCUGCGCCCGCGCCAACAGCCACGGCCUCUCCCGAUCCCAUUACCACUACCGCGAGCCCCAGCAGCACUGUCGCAGCCGCCCCCUCCACUGCGCCCGCCAUUGCGUCUGCGGAGUUGACCACUGCUGCUGGCAGCCCGCGACCCGUUCCCAUGGACCUGGAGACUUCUUCCGCCACCCCGGCACCCACCGAGGAACCGGCGGCCGUCGGCGCUCAGGGCAAGGCGAUCAAGGCGGCAAAGAAACGCGAACUCGACCAAGCCGCCGAGCAGGCCAAAGAGGCGAAGAGGCGAAAGAUGCAGGAGAAGCGAUUCCUGCGGCUCUACCGAAGCCUGCGGCGGAUGAACCACGUGGAGGCCAAGCGACGCGACUUGCUCGAGGCCGGCGGCGACCCCAACGAGGGCGUCGUCAACGGCGUUCUGUACAGAAAAGUCAAGCGCUCCGUCAUCGACAACAUCAACGCCACCCCCGACGGCACCAACGACGAACAACAACAACAACAAGUCACCAAUCGGCAACAGCAAAGCAACAAUGACGAGGCGGGGCAGGAUGACGACGAGGAGGAGCGCUUCUGGGUGGACCGAUACGGGUGGCCGCUCGAGGAGGACGUCUACAUGGGCACGGACAUCGUGGGCGAGUGGGAUGCGUGGCGCGACGAGCACCAGCGCCGGGAGGACCAAUUGGAGAGCGCCCGACGCGCGGCUGCUGCUGCCACGUCAUCAUCAUCGUCGACAUCGACAUCAUCAACGGCAGAAAGUGCUUCGGCCAUAUUCGCCCCUCGCCAUUUCGGCAACGGCCACCGAAGGGGAAGCGUGCGCGGCGAGAACGGAUUCGGUGGUGGGUGGAACGACGAUCACUGCGGAGGCGGGCUGGCGGCUUCGUCGGUGUCGUUUGACAACAUCAGCGAUGACGACAGUGACGACGACGAUGACGCCAACGACGACGGCCACGGUCGCCGUGCCAGGUUCGGUGCGCGAUCGCUGUCGCUCGACGCCGUUGGUUGCGCAAGCGCGAGAGGCGGAGGCGGUGGUGUGGACAGUGGGGACGAGGGGCACACAUACGCGCGCAGCGAUAGCAGCCGGCCACGCUUCAUGUCGCGCCACGCCGCCAAGAUGCGUAAGCGAUACCCCAUGCUAGCCGAGUGGCGAGCGUCGAGUAUGUCGUACGAGGACAAGCGGCAGCUGAUGCGCGAUAUAACGCUGCUCGAUGCCGACCACGUGCCCGAACUCCUCAAGAUCAUAUUCCGGCAGAUGCCCGACUCCUUUGCCACGAGACAGAUGCUGGCGCAGACGAUAGACAUGGACGUCUCCUUCCUGUCGCCCGCCACCCUCUCCCGAGUGGAGGACUACGUCUACACCCAACGACGCCGCAGCGCCUCGGUGUCGCUCAACUCGUCGUCCUCGCGUGCGGGUUCCCCGCCCCACACCCCGCUGUCCGCCUCCGGGUCCUCCCUGCGGCGACGGCGCGCCACGAGCAGCGUCGUCAGCAUCCAACAGCACGGCAGCGACGACGACUCCUGGCUCAACGACGGCGACGAUGUCGACAUCAACGUCGAUGUCGACAGCAACGACGGCUUUAAUCAUAAUAGCCUCAGCCACAGCAGCACCGGUCACGCGGCCAAGGACGCGGCCGAUCGUCAUCGACCGCGGCGCGACAGCGUCCUGUCGGCUUCGGCUCCCGUCACGACCACGGCCCAUCGAUCAUCGACGGUGGCCGGCAAGGGCAAGGCCAAGGGCGGCGGACGGACGCGGGGCAGCAGCGGCAAGGCGCGCAAGACCGAGCGCAGCACAUCACCGCGUGGCGAGGAGGCACGAGGCCGACGCCGAUCGGCAUCGACCGACGGCGCCGCCGCCGACGAAGUUGAUACGAAUCAAACCAUCACCACCACGCCGGCCAUCGUCAUCUCCACCCCGACCGAGGAGGGAGCCACCACCACCACUACUUCUUCAUCACCCGCAGGCAUCGCCGCCUCCGGCGAUGACGUGGCUGCGCCACCGGCGAGCGUGACGUCACCUCCCGGGAGGCGGGGCUCGUCGUCCGGCGGCCGCACCCCGCGCAAGCGAAAGAACAGCAGCACGUCGCCGGCCAAGGCGCCGUCACCGCCGGGCGCGGCCGCAGCAGCUGCCGUCGGGACGGCCACGUCGCCCGGCGACUCGCUGGUGCUGCCGCCCAAACAGCCCAAGCAGGCGUCGCCCACCGUGCGGCCGCGGCGCACGCGCAAGGUGCGGAUGUUCGACCCGCACGGCGACAAGGCGGCGCCGCUGCCGAAGCCGCUCCACGCGUGCCUGGAGAUCCUGCAGGAGCUCAUGGCCCACGAGUACGGCUGGACGCAACUGCAGUCGGGCCACUACGAGACGCCGGAGGAGUUUGCGGCGGACGUGCGGCUGGUGUGGAACAACGCGCUGACCUACAACGAGCAGGACAACGAGGUGCACCUGCUGGCCAAGGAGUUCCAGGCGGCCUUCGAGCAGUCCUACGCCUCCGUCCAGGCCGAGUGGGACCGCCACAAGCAGCUCCACCCGACCCCCGCCCGCGCCGCCGCCACCACCACCAAGAAUGCCGCCGAUGUCGCCGCCGCCACCACGUCGACGACGCCGACGCAAGUCAUCGAGGGCGGAGAGACGAAGACAGAGGAGGAGAAGGAAAAGGAGAAGGACGCGAUGGAAGAGGAAGAGGCCAACACGACAACGACGAUGUCGACGCCAACGACGACGGCGCCGCCCCUGGAAGUCGUCGAGACCGUUGAAACGAAAACGGAACCGGAAGAGAAGCAAGAAGAGGAGGAGGGCAUCAAGCAGGAGCUUCCGGCGGAAGAGGAGAAGACCAAAGUCUAA
Acanthamoeba castellanii str. Neff is the source of this 3582-nucleotide messenger RNA. RefSeq names its product AT hook motif domain containing protein. The record is from RefSeq and is a predicted model, not a curated record. The transcript is spliced from 12 exons. The coding region runs from base 1 to 3582 and encodes 1193 amino acids. Gene Ontology annotation, biological process: regulation of DNA-templated transcription; chromatin remodeling. Gene Ontology annotation, cellular component: nucleus; chromatin. Lineage: Eukaryota; Discosea; Longamoebia; Acanthamoebidae.